This is a messenger RNA of Malania oleifera, 836 nucleotides long. RefSeq names its product kinetochore protein SPC24 homolog. The coding region runs from base 145 to 747 and encodes 200 amino acids. NCBI's taxonomy places the organism in Eukaryota, Viridiplantae, Streptophyta, Magnoliopsida, Santalales, Ximeniaceae. The record is from RefSeq and is a predicted model, not a curated record. Gene Ontology annotation, biological process: regulation of chromosome segregation. The transcript has a single exon.
CGGUCGGGUCGCUGGGCCCCGGCCCCGGCCCCAGGCCACGACCGCAACUCCCAUUAUCUGUAAUGAGUCUAAUGACCCGUGUUUUGGAAGCCCUAGAGUCUUCAAAUAAAUUUGAACUUGAUUUCGAACCAGUUGCAGGCGCCAAUGGGGGAUUCGUCUAGAAAGAUCGACGUCCAGAAGCUGAUCUCGUUCAGCGAGGACCUCGUCGAGUUCCUUAGGAACAAAAAUGAUUUGAACAAUCUGACACAGUGCAUCGAACACUCCGAGGCUCUACAAUCCUUCUGCAUUUCCGAUAUCAACGAGGUUCAGAGUUCAAUUCAAGAAUGCGAGAACAAGAUCAACGCGUGCAAGCAGAAGAAGGACGAGGCAAGAUCUGAAGCUGCUUCGGAUGCGGAGAUCAACGGCCUCCAAGAAGAGUUGGAGGAGGAGCUUCGAAGGGAGCGUUCGCUUAGAGAAGAGCUCAGAGCAGUGGUUGACGAGAUUAGUGAUCUAGAGCGUCAGAGGGUUUCUAUCGAGGAGAGAAAGCAGAAUCAGAGUAGACUCGGGCAGGACAAGGUGCGGGAACAUAGGAAGCUUUCGAUGUACGCUUCCGUCACGAAGGUGAUUCCGAGCGUGGACGAUGCGUUCAAAAUCUCUGGCCGUAUUGUUGAAAGGGAUAGGAAAACGGUUGAGAUGUUUGAGUUUGAUCCGACAAAGGUUUCUGCGCUUGAGUUGUGCAAUAGGAUUUGGAAGAUGAUCGAUCAGUGAGCAUUUGUGUAAUUUUGCUUCAGAUGGCAUAUGUAAUUCAGUGACAUUAGUCUGUGAUCUUGUUUAUACGAUCUACUGAUCUUUUUUUU